Messenger RNA from Arabidopsis lyrata subsp. lyrata, 2032 nucleotides. RefSeq names its product 2-(3-amino-3-carboxypropyl)histidine synthase subunit 1. NCBI's taxonomy places the organism in Eukaryota, Viridiplantae, Streptophyta, Magnoliopsida, Brassicales, Brassicaceae. Gene Ontology annotation, molecular function: 2-(3-amino-3-carboxypropyl)histidine synthase activity. The record is from RefSeq and is a predicted model, not a curated record. Gene Ontology annotation, biological process: protein histidyl modification to diphthamide. Bases 180 to 1541 code for a protein of 453 amino acids. The transcript has 2 exons.
GAUUGGGGUUUGUAACACCGGUUAGACCCUAAACCCUUUCGUGACUUUAUUAUCGUCGUCUCUCUCUCUCUGCGCCGCGUUCUCUUCUCUAUCGAUUAAGCAAAAUCGACCCUCUUCGAUUUUUAUUUUCAUCUCUGAGCAAUAAUAUCGUACUUUCGUCUUUCUUCCAAGGCCAAAGUAUGGAACUUUCUGAUCUAAACAAUGGGAAGACCAACAAACCAAAGCAACCUCCAAAACGUUUCAUCAAGAACCAAAUCCCUGAAUCAAUCCUUGGUGAUGCAUCCCUCAACGCUGCUAUCUCAAUCCUUCCUUCAAUUUACCAGUUUGAGGUCCAUAAAUGUGUUUGGCGUAUCAAAUCAUCAAACGCUAAACGCAUAGCUCUGCAGCUUCCAGAGGGUCUUCUUAUGUAUGCUCUCACACUCUCUGACAUCUUCACAUCUUUUGCUGGAGCUUCUCAUUGUUUUGUCCUCGGUGAUGUUACUUAUGGAGCUUGUUGUGUUGAUGAUUUCUCUGCCUGUGCUCUUGGUGCUGACUUGCUUAUUCACUAUGGACAUAGUUGUCUUGUCCCUAUUGACUCUACAAAAAUCCCUUGCCUUUAUGUCUUUGUUGAGAUCCAGAUUGAUGUCAAAUGUCUGUUGAACACUAUCCACAUGAAUCUCGCGAGUGAUGCCAAGAACAUCAUUCUCGCAGGUACGAUUCAGUUUACUUCGGCGAUUAGAGCUGUGAAACCAGAGUUAGAGAAGCAAGGGUUUAAUGUUAUGAUCCCUCAGUCAAAGCCUCUUUCGGCUGGUGAAGUCCUUGGCUGUACAGCUCCCAAGAUUAAGACGGUUGAGGAUGGUAAAGACCAAGUACUGGUGUUUGUAGCUGACGGGAGAUUUCAUCUAGAAGCAUUCAUGAUUGCCAAUCCGAAAAUCAAGGCGUUUAGGUAUGAUCCAUAUCUUGGCAAGCUGUUUUUAGAGGAGUAUGAUCACAAGGGAAUGAGGGAGACGAGAAGGAGAGCGAUUGCAAGGGCCAGGGAUGCUAAAACUUGGGGGAUCGUGUUGGGGACAUUGGGAAGGCAAGGAAAUCCUAUGAUUCUCGAGAGAUUAGAGAAGAAAAUGGUGGAGAAAGGGAUAGAUAGCACGGUUGUUUUAAUGUCGGAACUUAGCCCCACUAGAGUGGCAUUGUUUGAAGACUCGGUGGAUGCUUGGGUCCAAAUAGCAUGCCCAAGACUUUCUAUUGAUUGGGGUGAAGCGUUUCUUAAGCCGCUUCUGACAACUUUUGAGGCUGAGAUUGCUCUAGGAUUCAUCCGGGGUUGGUGGGAGAAUGGUUCUUCGAGUAGAGUAGAAUCUUCGUCUGGCUGUUGCAAAGAGGACAAAGAAAGAAGCUGUGCGUGUAAAAAUGAAAAGGUGGAAGAUGAUAAGAAAGACAAUGAUGGGGCACUCGAUGGAGACUAUCCAAUGGAUUAUUAUGCACAAGAAGGCGGAGAAUGGAACUCUUCAUAUCUCAAGAAGUCAUCUCGUCCCAUUCGAAGAAACUCUUUACCUUCUUCUGUAGUUUAGAAUGCUGACAGAGGAAAUCCACAGCAUAUAUAUUACCAAGUCAAAAAGGCAAAUGGGUUUUGAUGAUGUUCCUGGUAUUUUCGGAUAUGUGUUGAUUUGCUUGUAUCGUAAUCUUGAUGCUGAAGAAUGUUAGUUACUUGGGGAGGUCUUGAAGUGAAACCGUGGACUGUUCAUGAGAAUUGGACAGAACAUGAAGGCUUGAAGAGUGAAGACUCAUGCUCAGUUUUGAUACAAGCGGGGAGGAUUAAAACGGCUGUUUGCAGAGAAGCUACAACACUUGUUUACUUUUGUCUUCUCUAUUUAUGGGAGGUUACAACGGAAUGGUGAGUGAAGUGAAAAACAGAGCCCUGUUUAUGUGAUGAUGUUUGCUGCAUAUUGGACCCGGUUUUGAAGUUUUGUUGGAUCGGGUCUCAUUAUCAUAGUACAAAUCGAUUAAACAUUUUAAACUCAUUAAUUCAAUCAUAGUAGUACAAAGCAAAAGUGAACUGUUU